UUUACAGGCGUACGUACGCGCUCACUUACACGCCCCUCAUCUUUGCUUCAAGUUUCAACAACACACAUCACUCCACAUACACACACACACACACACAUAAUAAACUUAAACUAUAUAUAUAUACCACCAAACCCUCACUCCAAAACAUAAAACCAUAUAUUCCAACAACACUAUAAAGGCUUAAGACAUUAUCCUUUUGUGUCACACCAAACAUAUCAACUUAAUUAAUUAUACGUACAAAUUAAAAUGACAGUGAAGAGAAGCUGGGAAGACGAUCAAGAAGUCGAGAAGUUAGCCAUGGCAAAUUGCUUAAUGCUGCUAUCACGUGUCGGUGAAUCGGGUGGUCGGGUUUUUAAUUGCAAAACAUGUAACAAAGAAUUUAAAUCAUUUCAAGCUCUAGGGGGGCACCGUGCAAGUCACAAACGUACUAAAUUAUUAUUAUCAUCAAAUAAUAAUCAAGUACAAUUAUCUCCACCGAAACCUAAGUCCCACGAAUGUUCUAUUUGCGGCCUAGAGUUCGCGAUUGGACAAGCGUUGGGUGGUCAUAUGAGACGACAUCGUGACAUUAUUAGCAACGAGAAAAUCGGUGUGGUCGUUUUGCCUAAGAACGGAAAAAGAGGCGGGUUGUGUGAUCUGGAUUUGAACCUGACACCUUAUGAAAAUGAUAUGAAGCUGUGGAGUACUAGUGUUAAAACGACUCUUGCUACAAUGAUGAUCAAGAGAGGUUGGGAAGACGAUAAGGAGAUCGAGCAUUUGGCAAUGGAUAACUGCUUGAUGCUUCAGACUCCCACGGAUCAAUCAAGUGCAACAUCCACGAUGGGCCGAACGUUUCAUUGUAAGUCAUGCAACAAGGGGUUUAAGUCAUUUCAAGCUUUGGGUGGCCACCGUGCUAGCAGCCACAAGCGGUUCAAAUUGUUGGACCAACAACCAAAGGCCGAGUUGCCACCAAAGGCUAAAACGUACGAGUGCUCAGUUUGUGGACUUGAGUUUGAACUUGGUCAGGCGCUAGGUGGUCAUAUGAGGCGACAUCGUGACAUAGUGGUGGGGAGAGAGCUUUUACCAAUGGCGUCUAGCUCGACGGGUUUGGGUUUAGAUUUGGAUUUAAAUUUGACACCGUAUGAGAAUGAUCUGAAGCUGUUAAACCGGCCGGUGGUGAUUUGA
Messenger RNA from Erigeron canadensis, 1161 nucleotides. RefSeq names its product zinc finger protein ZAT1-like. Gene Ontology annotation, biological process: response to chitin. Lineage: Eukaryota; Viridiplantae; Streptophyta; Magnoliopsida; Asterales; Asteraceae. The coding region runs from base 247 to 1161 and encodes 304 amino acids. The transcript has 2 exons. The record is from RefSeq and is a predicted model, not a curated record.